AUGUACGUCAUCGACGAUCUGAACUGGGAUAUGAUCCUGGGUAAACGAUGGAUGGAAGACCAGGAUGUUCACAUCCAUGCGAAGGAAGGAUAUCUCGAGAUCGGGUCCAAUGGAGUUCAAGUACGAGACCGACGACAAGCACGCCGUGACAAACGCAAAGGCGGCAUUGGAGUUCACUCGGUCACGAUGGCGGAUAUUGACAAGGCCCUAAGACCGAAACCGAAGACUGACGUAAUGGAGAAGCUGCCACCACAGUACCACAAGUGGUCUCGAGCUUUCUCUCAGCAACUGGCCGACCAGCUGCCCCCUCAUCGGCCAGCCCUACCCUGGGGACCGCUUUACAGCAUGUCCCGCGAGGAGCUAUUGGUACUACGGAAGACUCUCACAGAACUACUCGACAAGGGAUUUAUUAGAGUCAGCAGCUCGCCAGCCGCGGCACCAGUCCUUAUGAGGGACCGCUAUCCCUUGCCCUUACUGAGCGAGACCUUGCGAACGAUAGCCAAGGCAAGGUGGUUCACCAAGACAACUUUCAGAACGCGCUAUGGAUCCUUCGAAUGGCUGGUAGUUCCAUUCGGCCUGACAGGCGCACCAGCAGCCUUUCAGCGGUACAUUAACAGCGCGCUCCAGGAUUACCUAGACGAUUUUGUGUCAGCAUAUAUCGACGAUGUCCUGAUCUUCUCCUCUGGAAGCCUGCAAGACUACCGCGACAAGGUCGGCAAGGUCCUCCAACGACUGAUGGACGCCGGGCUGCAACUGGAUAUCAACAAGAGUGAAUUCGAAGUCAAGGCUGUGAAAUACCUUGGGUUUAUCAUCGAGGCGGAGUGUGGGAUCCGAGUCGACCCUGAGAAGUCCGUGAGGAGUUUUAUUGGAUUCGCGAACUUCUACAGGAUGUUUAUGCCAGAGUUCUCGGUGAUAGCGGAGCCGCUAACGCGGCUAACGAAGAAGGACGUGCCAUUCCGUUGGGAUGAAUUGUGCGAAGAAGCCUUCGAGAAGCUCAAGGACCUGUUGAUCACGGCCCCGAUCCUUGCACACUUCCAUCCAGAAAGGGAGACUAUCGUGGAAGCAGACGCUUCAGGAUUCGCGUCGGGAGGCAAACAUUCGGCAGCCGAAGCGAACUACGCUAUCCAUGACAAGGAGCUACUCGCCAUUCUCAGAUGUUUGGAGCAGUGGGAACCAGAGCUACGGGCAGUAGAGCACUUCAAGAUCCUAACGGACCACAAGAACCUGAGGUACUUCUACUCGGAAAGGAGGUUGACAGAGAGACAAGUGCGGUGGUCGGAGUUCCUGUCCAGGUUCCAAUUCGAGCUCGAAUGGAGGCCGGGCCGCAAGGGCGGAUUGCCUGACGAACUCUCUCGACGGGACCAGGAUAUGCCGAAGGGUCCCAAUAUCGACAUUGUCUACCAACAACGAGGUGCCCAGGAAAUCAACUUCGGAAAAGAGAUCAGGAUAUUUGAAGAUGAGGAGUUACAGCAGCUGUGGCACGCCGCACGAAUGCUCAUUAGACAAUAG
This is a messenger RNA of Hirsutella rhossiliensis, 1509 nucleotides long. RefSeq names its product reverse transcriptase (RNA-dependent DNA polymerase) domain-containing protein. NCBI's taxonomy places the organism in Eukaryota, Fungi, Ascomycota, Sordariomycetes, Hypocreales, Ophiocordycipitaceae. The record is from RefSeq and is a predicted model, not a curated record. The transcript has 9 exons. Bases 1 to 1509 code for a protein of 502 amino acids.